ACGUGAUCGUUUGUCUACCAGCGCCCGAGGCGUACGUUUUGCACCGACAGUGCACAAGAAGCACUGAAUCUGCACUGCAAACAGUGGAGAAGAGGACGCUGCCACGUUGAAACACCCAGAUGCUCACAGUGCGUUGGAAGAGAGUGUAACGCUCGUUAUCAGCGGCAGACAACGUUGCCAAGGGUGAGGUUAGAUAGCGCCCAACGCACGCUAUCUUUCCCACCCUUUGCGAAACACACCGGCACAAGUCAGCCGUGAGGUGAAGUCAAGGAAUAUGGAUUCGUACCUUGAAAGGUGGUCGUAAAAAUGUUCCUCAGUCACCACAAACGCACAUGGGGGCGACAUGGCGCCUGUGUCGUGCUGUCGCUUGUCUCAGUCAUGUCUGUGGUGACGGCGUAUUGGCUUCCGUUGGACUGUGCGAAAUUUGGGCAGCCAGAUGGACCUUGCAACUGCACUGUGCACGAUCGCACGCCAAACAACCAGUCGCGCAAUCAAGUAUGGAUUACGUGCGCUAACGUCACAAGCCUGGAGGAACUCGGUGGCAUCCUGGGUCCAGCCAGACAACACCGUGUCGAUAAGUUCCAGCUGGGAGUCUCCUCGCUAGGCCACCUGCCGAGCAACCUUUUCCUGGACGUGCGCGUAAGCGAGGUGCACCUGUGGGACACACCGCUGUCCAGCUUCGUGCAGGGGGACAGCGACGACGCCUUGCUCGGACUGCACGACACUCUGCGCUCUCUGGCCCUGCGACGGUGUGCGCUCAACAGCUCGCAGCCCUUUCACAGGAUGGGCCACUUGCGGGCACUGGAGAUGCUGGACCUGUCCUUCAACCAGCUGACCACAGUGCGUGCCUCGUGGUUCAAGGCGCAACUGAGUGGCAGCCUGCGCUCCCUGCUGCUCAGGGGCAAUCGCAUCAAUCGCAUUGAGAACGGUGCUUUCGCCAUGCUAUACCGCCUCUUCCAGCUGGACCUAUCACACAACAAUAUCGCAACCAUCGAGCGCUCCAUGCUGCCAGACACACUCCUUUUCCUAGACCUCAGUGACAACCGCAUAAGUGUGCUGUCUCCGCUGCUGUUUGACAAAAUGACAAGUCUGCGUCGGGUGUACCUGAAUGGAAACCGGCUCACCACUCUCGACAGGGCUGUCUGGGCGGCCGUGUGGAGCAACCCAAGGCUCGGCGUAGAGAUGCAUGGCAACCCGGUGGUGUGCGACCAGCGGCUGUGCUGGCUGGCACGGCUGGUUCCUCGCGAGUGCCACAGCAGGGACUGCCAGCGAUCGCCCGCCAACUACCGGCAGCUGGACGGUAGAUGCAACGCGCCGCCCACCAUGGCCGGCCGCCACCUGGCGCACGUGGACUGUGACUCACUUGUUUGCAACUCGGCCUGCGACACUGCACCACGCCGAGCUGGUGACGAAUACAUCGCGAAUGAGCUGAGCCCCUUCUGGUGACGAGAACAAGGAAUGUGCUUACGCAUACUCUGCUGCAAAGGCUGCCACCUCGCAAUCUGUGCACCGACUUCGUGUGGUGUUCAAUAUCAUUAUAAAGUUGAAAAUGUCAAAUUAAACGUUGAGGGAAGAACACGUACUGAAAAGGACAGAUGUAAGUUUGACCGGACGAGAACUGUCGAUUGCAAAGCGCCUUGUAUGUGAACAAUGACUCUCAAGUGUACCCUCCCCCUUCAGGGGCUCUAACUAUUCAUGCUUUUCAUUUCUUUUUUCAAUUUCUCAACAGCACCGCGCAUAGCCUGGGUCAAUCACUAUGGCACCAGAUAUCUACCCAUCGCAGUUAUAAACAUGUUGCAGGAACAUGUGUCUACAGUAAAACAUUCUGCGAACAUAUCUGUGCUAAUAUUUUCUUUAUUUUUUGUUCAGACAUCUGCGCUACCAUCAAUGAACGAACAUUAAACACUCGCUUAUUUUGAUA
This is a messenger RNA of Rhipicephalus microplus (southern cattle tick), 1921 nucleotides long. RefSeq lists its product as uncharacterized. Gene Ontology annotation, molecular function: protein binding. The record is from RefSeq and is a predicted model, not a curated record. NCBI's taxonomy places the organism in Eukaryota, Metazoa, Arthropoda, Arachnida, Ixodida, Ixodidae.